AACAGAAAACAUCUUAUCAACUAAGCAUCGCACAAGCCAUUUCCCGGCUCAACGGUAUACCACCAAUACCAUCAUCAUCACCAUCAUCAGCUCCGUCAGUACCGGUCGUCGUCAUACGGAACUUCUUUUAUAGCCUCAUCAUCAAAAUCACCACAGAGUUGAAAAAGCCAAGAAACACCUCACCAAUGAAAAAGCACAGUUUACUGUGAUGCCGGGUUUAAGCGCGAGAGCAGCUUGCAAACGUCAGUAGACUGACCAGCGUCGAAGGGAGUCGACGACCUUGAAGAAACCGACUCUUGAAGAAGGAUCCUCACAAAGAAAGACUUGCGCGCGCACGCCGGGCAGCUCAUCAAUGAAUCUGAACUGAGAGAGGGCCCAACUCGCAAAAGGGUGACAAUAAUUGGGCAUGACGACGACGACAACGUCCAUUAAGCGUGUUAUCGGCAGACGUCCAGAUUACCACAUCGGACCCAACGGAAUCCCCCGGCUUACGGGUUUAAGGAUGCGGAAAAUGAAUUCGCCCCAGCAGCAGCCACUUCAGCAGCCAACCGACCCAGUUAAGCUGAACAAGUGCCUCUACAACUUAACCGUCCGGAAUGGCACCAACGCCGCCGUUCGGUCGGAUAAAAUCGAAAGUGAUAUAGCGAUAAGGAACCAAUAUAGCAGUAAAUCAAGUUCAUCCAACUGUAGUAUCUCCGAUCGGAGAAGUUCAUCGACGACAAUUGCAUCAUCAGCGAACCGUAACGACCCCCGGAACACCUCGCAGCAGUCCAACUACUCAUCGUCCAUUCCUAGGAUUAGCACUAGCAUUAGCAGUAGUACCAACAACAACAGUAGAAACAGCAACGGCAUCGUCAUGAAUGGGUCGCGGCCACUUCUCAGCGGUAGGCAGCAACGGCAUCAACGGAGUGCAACUGCUGCUGGUGAUGAUGCCGGUAGCAACGGUGACGGAGCCGAUGCGAAUCUCAUUAAUGGAUCCGCCAACGGUGACCGGCGGCGGAGCAGCAGCAGCGUUUUGGUGAGACAAUACAGACUUUCGGCGGCGAUCGACAACCGGCUGAGCUACCAACGAAAGUACGACCGGACCAUUUUCGGCUGCAACCGACUGGAUCAGUUUGUGCUGCCACCGUUACAAAUCUAGCCGCGCUCCCUCAAUAAAGAGAAAGACUUGGAACAAUAAA
This is a messenger RNA of Culex pipiens pallens (northern house mosquito), 1181 nucleotides long. RefSeq lists its product as uncharacterized. The transcript has 2 exons. NCBI's taxonomy places the organism in Eukaryota, Metazoa, Arthropoda, Insecta, Diptera, Culicidae. The record is from RefSeq and is a predicted model, not a curated record. Bases 407 to 1141 code for a protein of 244 amino acids.